Messenger RNA from Ziziphus jujuba (common jujube), 922 nucleotides. Its product is annotated as heavy metal-associated isoprenylated plant protein 39. Bases 268 to 675 code for a protein of 135 amino acids. Lineage: Eukaryota; Viridiplantae; Streptophyta; Magnoliopsida; Rosales; Rhamnaceae. The transcript is spliced from 3 exons. The record is from RefSeq and is a predicted model, not a curated record. Gene Ontology annotation, molecular function: metal ion binding.
UCUCUCAUUAGCUUGACUUGAAAUAGCAUUAUAUAUCAAACUCUCCGUCUUCCACAACGCCUUGUUCCACAAGAUAAUAUCACCUCUAUUUUUUCUUGCCUCUUUCUCCGAUCCUUCUUCUUCAUUAUCAACAAAACCUUCUCUCUCUUUCUCUCUCGCUUUCUCUCUCAUUUCCGAGCAAAUCUUUACUCAGUUUUAUUAUAUAUAUAUAUAUAUAUAUAUUCUAUUUAUAUUCAAGUCUCUGUCAGAGCUUCGGACCUCGAGAAAAUGAAGAAAGUGAUAGUGAAAUUGGACUUGCACGAUGACAAAGGAAAGCAAAAGGCUUUGAAAACUGUUUCUAGCCUUUCAGGCAUCGAUUCCAUCUCCAUGGACAUGAAGGAAAAGAAACUGACAGUGAUUGGAGAUGUAGACCCAGUUAAUGUGGUAAGCAAAUUAAGAAAAUUCUGGUACACAGAGAUAGUAUCAGUUGGGCCGGCAAAAGAAGAGAAGAAGAAAGAAGAUGGAAAGAAAGACGAAGGAAAGAAAGACGAGGGAAAAAAAGAUGGAGGAAAGAAAGACGAAAAAGAUCAAAUUGCUGAACUUGUCAAAGCCUAUAAAGCUUAUAAUCCCUACAUGACCUCCUACUACUAUGUUCAAAGUGCUGAGGAAAAUCCUAAUGCUUGUGUUAUAUGUUAAAAUUUUCAUGAAAUUUUGGAAAUGACCCGGUUGAGAAAAAAUGUUAAAAACUUUUUUAGCUAUCGUUUGGUCCAAAUGAUAAGACAAGGAAAAUGGAAAAUGGGUUUGGUUUCUAUAAGACAAGGAAAAUGGAAAAUGGAUAAUGGGUUUGGUUCCUAUGUAAAUAAUAUAGUACUUGCACCAUAAAGAAUGUGGUAUAUAAACUAUAGAGACUUUUUUAAUUAAAGUAUUGGUAUUUUUCAUUCCA